AUGAGGCAACAAUUUGUGUCAUGGAGCCACGUCUUGGAGGCCACCAGCUACGGAAGCCCCUGCCAUCAGAAAAAUUAUUUUCCUGAUCCAUAUAGAAGCUUGUGGUUUGCUGACACACCGCCUUCCGAAGACUGUCUCUUCCUCAAUAUCUGGGUCCCUCACCCACGGCCAGCAAGCCCAGUGCCUGUCCUGGUCUGGAUUCAUGGGGGAGGAUUCUUUGCUGGGGCCAGUUCUCUGGAAUUGUACAACGGGGCCUUUUUAGCUGCCACUGAGAAGGUCAUUGUGGCUUCCAUGAAUUACCGUUUGGGCCUUCAGGGCUUCCUCUUCUUCCCGCCACAUUUCCCAGGAAACAUGGGCUUGUGGGACCAACAUUUGGCUCUGAAAUGGGUGAAGGAAAAUGCCGCCAUCUUUGGUGGUGAUCCUGCUCGGGUGACACUCAUUGGUCAUAGUGCUGGGGGAGCAUCUGUGGGCUUCCAUCUCCUUUCCCCAGCGAGCAAACCCCUUUUUGCCCAAGCAGUGCUGCAGAGCGGUACUCCCAAUUCUUGCUGGGCUUUGCGAUCUCCUCAGGAAGCCACAGAGUCUGCACAGGCUUUCUUGGAAAACCUAGCAUGCGAUCCAAAAAAUCGCAGUGCGGUGGUGAGCUGCCUACAGGGCAUAGAUGCUGGGGAUGAUGUGCUUUAUAAUGUGGAUGCUCUCUUCAAACCUGUCCCAGAUGGGGACUUUCUUCCUGAUGAACCAAAGAAACUUCUACAGACUGGGCAGAUACAGACUAAACCACUGCUCUUUGGAGUCACUGGCAAUGAUGGGUCUACCUUUGUAUUGUCUCCUGGUGCUCCAACAGAUGGAAUACUUACUUGGGAGGAACAACUGCGAGAAACAGAGUUGGCAUUGAACGGGGAAUCUGAACCUGAAGCAGUCAAGGCUAUAGCACUGAAAUACAGUGAAGAUGGCCAUGGGCCAGAACAGUACCGUAGGGCCUUGGCCCAGUUUUACAAAGAUUAUUUCUUUUUGUGCCCACUGAUGGAUUUUGCUGCAAGCAUGGCAACAUCUGGAAGUCCUAUAUAUGGCUACUCCUUUAACCAAUACGUCUCUGGCUCCGUUUGGCAAGAGUGGAUGGGUGCAGCCCAUGGCGCUGAGGUGCCUUACCUGUUUGGAACUCUGUCAUCCCUGCCAGGGAGAAACCAAACAAACACGGAAGCAGAUGCUGGACUGAGCCACAGGGUGAUGCAGUACUGGGCAGAGUUUGCCCGAAGUGGGAAACCCACUGGAUCCACCCCAGAUGAUGUGCAGUGGCCGCUCUACAAUGCCACAGAGCAGAACUUCUUCCACAUCAGUACAGAAGCACCUCAGGUCAUGCAGGUGUCACCUGCCCACCACUGCAGUUUUUUGGCAACCCAUCUGUUCAAUACAACACAGAGAAAUUUGCGGGGACACUGAUUGAAGGGACAUUGUUCCAUGUGGCCAGCAUGCUUUGGAAGUGAAGAAGAGCAGGACUUAUCGUAAUCUCCGGCGCCUGAGAAUUCCAAGUUCGUGGUUCUGAAGUACAGCGGGAUCAAAACAAAACAAAAUAAUUACCUGGAUCAAUGCCGUCACUGUGGGCAUAUUGAACUGUUUCUUCAGAAAAUAAAGGGGCA
Molecule: messenger RNA, 1634 nt
Organism: Pogona vitticeps (central bearded dragon)
Lineage: Eukaryota; Metazoa; Chordata; Lepidosauria; Squamata; Agamidae
Source: RefSeq, a predicted model, not a curated record